ACGACUAGUUUAUUGGUAUAAAACAUGUAUGGUGCUUUUCUUUUCUUUUCUUGUCUUUUUGCAUCUUUAAACUUGACAAACAUUUUUUUGCCUGCUGAGCGUAGCGCGACGCAUUUGUCACGUGUUCGUGACGAAUAAGGAAGUUCCGCGUUGUAGAGCAAGAAGCUAGUUGGUCUACAUGUUUAGCGCGGUAUCACCGUGGUGCAAUGACUAUUUUGCCACAGAAAACGACUCAUAUCCGAAAUUAGUUAAUUUUAACGAUGAGAGCGAGACACGUAUAUGUUCUUUUGCAUAUUUUUUUGACUGUCGGCGUGCUAGUUAACGCAUUUGAUCCGAUCACAACAACAGUGGUUGUCGGUAUAGGCGCGACUCUGGGGCGGACUAUCUACAAUUACUUUCGCGAAAGCUGCGAUUCCAAAUGGAUCGCCUUCAAUGCGACAGGUCUCCGAAACGACCUGGAUACCAAACUCUUCGGGCAGCACAUCGCUUCACGCAUCAUCUUAAAAGCUGUGAGUGGAUUCAUGAGCAAUGAGAACCCGAAGAAGCCCCUGGUGCUCUCCCUGCACGGAUGGACGGGCACAGGGAAGAACUUUGUCAGUAAGCUGAUUGCUGAAAACAUUUACAAGGAGGGAAUGGACAGCAGCUUCGUUCACGUAUUCACAUCCACACUUCACUUUCCACAUCAAAGUCAAAAAGCAACCUAUAAGUCUCAGUUACAGCAGUGGAUCAAAGGCAACGUCACAAACUGCGAACGCUCCAUGUUCAUUUUUGACGAGAUGGACAAGAUGCAUCCCGGCUUGAUCGACAGCAUCAAGCCCUACCUGGACUACUAUGACAAGCUGGACGGGGUUUCUUACCGCAAAUCAAUCUUCAUCUUUCUCAGCAAUGCUGGAGGGGAGAGCAUUAUACAGACGGUGUUAGAUUUCUGGAAACAAGGACGAGAUCGAGAAGAGAUUGAGCUCAAAGACCUGGAAACAUCGCUCUCUUUGUCAGUGUUCAACAACAACCAAAGUGGCUUCUAUCGUACGAAUUUGAUAGACAAGAACCUGGUGGACUUCUUCGUCCCUUUCUUGCCUCUGGAGUACCGACACGUCGUCCAGUGCGCCAUGGCCGAGAUGAAAGCCAGAGACAUCAAGCCAGACCAGGACGUGGCAGACAGGGUGGCCAGAGACUUAGUGUAUUUCCCCAAAUCUGAGAGGGUUUUCUCUGUGAAAGGCUGUAAGACGAUCGAGAGCAAGCUGGACUAUUACACAUAAUGUCAGCAUCUGAUGGAUGCUGGGCUUGGUCACUAUGUACACUUUUUUCCCCCGAGGAAAACACUCAGCCAAAAGACUAAAGAGCUGACUGAAGAGGUCUUUGUGACGGUUUCUGUGUCUGGCCUUGUGGUCAUGGAGAUGAUAUCAGGAGGCCUUCUGUAGUGUUACAUUUCACUCGCACUGAAUGAAGGGCUGAUGGAGAGCGCAGUGCCAGCUGAAUGAAACAUUAAUAAGAAUGAAAUACUUUCCAUUGCAACUGAUCGAGGAGCUUGAUGUUUGCUUUUAUGUCGCAAGAGUCUCAAAGAGUUUUUCCUGAGAGCUUCUUGGUGAUUAAGGGUGUCCUUCAGUCAGUGAAACUGUCACUGUGGUGCAUUUGUUUUUAUGAAUGUGUAAUGCAUCCAUAUGGAUUACUGGAAAACACCUGCCUUACUACUUCAUUUUAAAAUUCUUUUAGUACUUUUACAGUUGUUGGGGUUUUUUUUUUUUACCCAGUGGUCCACUGUACAUGUAAUUCAGUUAAGUCAAGGGAGGACUUUGUAGGUGAGAUCAUCACAGAUCUUCUAUAACAGUGAAGCUGUUAUAGAAAAGGAUUACUGUGCAGUCCAAAAAGUAAUGACGCAAAAUAGUUUUACAUGUCAUAUUAAAAUCAACAUUUGCAAAACGUGUGCUACUGUUAAUAUCUUAAAUUAGCUUCAUGUGAUUCAUUGCAAACAUAUUAUAUAUGAUAAUAUAUUAUGAAUAUGUUUGUAAUGCAUGAAUAUAAUCCUACUUGACAGGACACCACAGAUUUUUUUGUUUUUGUUUUUUUGCAUCACUGGAUCUGCAAUUAGGCCCUGCAAUUCAAAAAUAUGGUUGUAUGUGACUGGUUAUCUUAUUUUGAUUUAAAGAAAGUAAAAAAUGAUUCCCCUCAUAGCACAAUACUGUCUGGGACAGAUGAAAGGAAGAGCAGGGACCAUGAGAGCAUACACUGUGUUAUCGUGGCACUUUCUACAGGAGGAAAUUAUCUGCUGGUUCCCCAAAAUCUGACACUUUGUUGGGUUUUGAAAGCAUUUCAAGGAUCUUUUUCAUUUUCUGUGCAGCUGUUUAUGGCUCCCUCUGACUCUGAGAUAUUUGGUGCUUAUGGAAACUUACCUUACCAACCUUCUUGGCUGUAAACACCACCAGAGUAGCAAUGCACAAAUAAAAUAUCCAGUUUUCUUUG
This is a messenger RNA of Oreochromis aureus, 2457 nucleotides long. It is a transcript of the gene tor1, whose product is annotated as torsin family 1. Gene Ontology annotation, cellular component: endoplasmic reticulum; nuclear envelope; endoplasmic reticulum lumen. Gene Ontology annotation, biological process: protein localization to nucleus; nuclear membrane organization. The coding region runs from base 261 to 1256 and encodes 331 amino acids. The record is from RefSeq and is a predicted model, not a curated record. NCBI's taxonomy places the organism in Eukaryota, Metazoa, Chordata, Actinopteri, Cichliformes, Cichlidae. The transcript is spliced from 5 exons. Gene Ontology annotation, molecular function: ATP hydrolysis activity; kinesin binding; ATP binding.